This is a messenger RNA of Limanda limanda (common dab), 4349 nucleotides long. It is a transcript of the gene uacab, whose product is annotated as uveal autoantigen with coiled-coil domains and ankyrin repeats b. The transcript is spliced from 19 exons. Bases 125 to 4282 code for a protein of 1385 amino acids. Gene Ontology annotation, molecular function: actin binding. The record is from RefSeq and is a predicted model, not a curated record. NCBI's taxonomy places the organism in Eukaryota, Metazoa, Chordata, Actinopteri, Pleuronectiformes, Pleuronectidae.
GUGAAACUGGCUCCGAGAGGAAAACAGGAGCCGAGGAAAGUUUCUUCGUGUGAACUUUGUGUGAAGAAGAAGAAGAGUUCCUGACCGGAAGCUGGUGGCGAGCGGAGGGGCGCUGACCUCCACCAUGAAGAGCCUGAAGUACCGGCUGAAGAAGCACGAAGUCACCAUCACAAACACAGACUGGAACAAGUAUGAUGAUCGGCUGAUGAAGGCGGUGGAACGGGGCGAAGUGGAUAAGGUGGCUGCUGUUCUCGGGAAGAAGGGCAUCAUCCCCACGAAGCUCGACGUGGAAGGCCGCUCUGCGUUUCAUUUGGCUGCGACACGAGGACACCAAGACUGUCUCAAUCUCAUCCUGGGACACAACGUUGAUGUCACUGCGACUGAUGCCACAGGUAAAAAUGCUCUUCAUCUGGCUUCAAGAAACGGACACUCGGUGUGUGUGCAGAAGCUCCUGCAGAACAACAGUCCAGUUGGAAAUGUGGACCUACAAGGAAGGACAGCUCUACACGAUGCUGUCAUGGCCGGCUGCUCAUCCAGCGUGAAACUUCUCUGUGACAGCGGAGCAUCUGUGAAUGCCACUGAUUUUGAUGGCAGGACACCUUUGGUGCUGGCAACCCAGAUGUGUCAUUCACGCAUCUGUCACCUGCUGCUGGAGCGAGGGGCUGACAUCACCAUACGGGACAAGCAAAACAAGACGGCGCUGAUUCUGGGCUGUGAGUACGGCUGCAAGGACGCGGUGGAGGUGUUGCUGAAAAGCGGCGCUGACGUGAAGGUGGUCGACGGCCUGGGUCACGACACGUUUCACUACGCACGCCUCAGCAAGAACCAGGAGCUCGUUACAAUGGUCAAAAGUUACUACGACAAAGUCACCCGAGAUAAAGAAUCUGCAAAGAUGGAACAGUGGAAGCGACAGCACUCAGUGGAGCGAUCAGAGGCUUCCGAGGUUAACAGGAGGGAUCAGAUCAUACACGACCUUGAGAAACAGAACAGCACCCUGCAGGAAAGUCUGAGGAAGUACCACCAGGAGCAGAGGACCCUGUUAGAUAAGGUCAACGUACUUCAGCAACAGCUCUCACAGGAAAAAAUUUCAUCUGAAGACACUCAAAAGGAGAAGGAUCACUUGAAAGUGUUGCUCAGUGCCAAAGAUCGAGAGGAAGGGGCUCGAGGCCCGGAGACUGUCAAAGUCCAGCUUCGGAGUACUAUGGGGGACUACUCUGGCCAGUCGGUUAUCAAAGGCAAAGAAAACAUUUUGCUCAAACAAACUCACAGCUUGGAUUCUGAUCAGUUGCUCCAGCAUCCGGCCAUGUCGCGUUCACUGUCCAGACCCGGAGAGAAGAGUCCACCAGCUGUAGGAUGGGACCUCUCUGGUGAACUGGAUUCGCUCCGACAUGAACUUGAGACGGUCAAAAGAAGACAACAUGCGGCAGAGGAAGAGACGGCGCGGCUUCAAUCCGCCCUGAACCGUAAAAACCGAGAGUGCCAAGAGCUGGUUCAAAACCGAGACGCCAUCCAGAGGCAGGCUGACCAGCAGAUCCAAGAACUGGAGGACGCCUUGGGAGACGUCCAGAAGAGGAUGCUGGACUCUGAGUGUAAGGUCAAACAGCUCCAAGCCCACGUAGUCGCUGUCAAGGAACACAUGGGCGGCCAGGCCACAGAAGAACUGCGGGUCCAGCUGCAGGAUGUCAAAGCCAAGUAUGAAGGUGCUUCAGCGGAAGUGGGUCGCGUUCGUAACCGACUGAAACAGAGCGAGAAAGCCUUGGAGGAGUACAAGACCAGCGAGAACCAGUUAGCAACCGAGGCAGAGAGUCUGAACCAGGAGGUGGGAGUUCUGACUGCAGAGCGAGAAGAACUUGCCGAGGCCCUUGUAGAAAUGGAAACCAAGUUGAAGGAGAGCCAGAUUAAACAUGGCAACACCGUACCAGCUGAGAAAUUUGACAACAUGAAAAACCUGCUGACCAAUGCUGUGGAUGAGAAGGAACGACAGCUCGCUGAGCUCAGGGAAGACUACGACCGGGUGCUGGAGGAAGUGGCAGAUCUCCAUCGAAAACUGGACAGUCCCUCAUCCCAGGGAGGAUCAGGAGGGAUGUCCGCCGAGGAGCAACAGAGGAUACGAGCGGCUCUCGAAGAGCAAAAUGCUUCACUGAAAAGAAAACUGGUGGAUGUGACCGGCAAAAGCCAGGCCCUAAUUCAAGAGGUGGAGGAGAGUGAGGAGGAAAGAGACAUCCUACGAGAACAGCUUGAUGAGCUCAACAGCAGGAUCGAAAUGUACUUCAUACCUGUAAAGGAUCACGAAGAAGCCCGGAGGAACAUGGUCACAGCUCUGGAGGAGCUGGAAGACAAACUAGUAGAAGCAAGUGAACGUUACGGAAAAGCAGAGGGACAAGUCCAGCAGCUUCAGAGCGAGAGAGCCACCCUGCAAGAGAACAUCAGGAGUUUCCAAACUGCCAGAGAGAAAAACCAGAGUGAAACGGACGGUUUGAAGUGUCAGAAUGCCGAUCUGACGAAGAGACAUGAACUGCUACAGAAGAAAUGUGAAGACCGAGAUAAAGAGUGCGUACAGCUGAGCACACAGAGCCAGACUCUGAAGCAGAGCCUGGAGGGGGAGUAUAUUUCCAGACAACAGCACGAGCAAGUGAAGAUGGAUUUAAGUUCCACCUUAGAAAGUGUUAAAGCUGAGAUGUUGAAGUUAGAGACCAAGGCAAAAGAAAGUGCGGAAGAAUUUAAGUGUUCGGAAGAAGGAAAUAAAAAGUUGAAAGAUGAGUUGGAAAAGGUUCUGUUUGACGUGAAACAGAAUUAUAUGAGCAUAAAAGACUACAGAGCGUCCGCAGACCAUCUGAACGCUGCUGUGGUUGAGGCUGAGAAUAAAGCAAAAGAAGUGUCAGAUAUGUAUGUGUUGGCGCAGGAGGAAACGGUAAAGCUUACCCAAGAGUUAGAGGCCCAGAAGAAAGAACUUGAUACCAUCCAGGAGGCAAUUCAGUCCAAGUUCAUUCCGCUGACAGCAGCUGAGGAGAAAGAACACUCCCACAGCGCCCAGGUGAAGGAGCUGCAUGCCAAGCUCAUGGGAAUGGAAGAGAAGUACAACAGAGAACGAUCUGCUGGAGAGGGCAGCAAGCAGGAGAAAGAGAAACUAAAGCUUGAGAUUGAAUCUGUUCAGCAGAGACUGGACACGGCAUUAGUUACUGGAGAAAAGCACAAGGAAGUGGAGGAAGGGUUGGUGGGUAAAUUUGAGGAACUGACUCAGAAGUUGGUCAGAUUAGAGCAGCAGCACGAGGAGGUCACACGUCAGAAAGCCGAUCUCCAAGACCAGAACGCUCUCUGCAACUCUCAGGUCCAGAACCUCCAGGAGCGUCUGAAAGCAGAGUUGACCCGGAUAUCAACGUACGACUUGGAGCUCAAAGCCCUGAACGACGCCAUGCAGCAAGCCCAGGCCGACUGCAAGAAGGCAAGAGAGACUCGGCAGGAGGAGGCCCAGAGGGUCGGCGCCCUACAGAGAGAGCUGCAGGAGCUCCGUGGGGAUCAGGCGUCUCGGCUACAACAACAGACCAAGGGAGAGGAGGCCAUGGAGGCUGAAGUCGCUCGGCUACAAAUGGCUCUGCGUGAGGAGGAGGAGAACACCGCCCAGAGGGCCGAAGAUGUGUCCGCCCUGCAAUCCGAGCUCCUGCAGGCCACACAGGCUCUGGAGGAGAUCCGCUACAAGGAAGACCAAAUGAACCAGCUGAAGAAAGAGAAGCAGCAGCUGGAGGAGGAGGCGGCCAACCUCAGCAACAAGCUACUGAGCCUAGCGGAGGAGUGUGAGGAGGCCCAUCAGGAGGCGGCAGGAGCACGGGAGGGCGAGAGCAAGGCCAGGGGGGAGAGGGAGGCUCUCCAGGAGAAGGAACGUGCCAUCGAGAGAGAAAUCCGAGAGCUGAAGGAGAGAUACGACGAGUCGCUGAGCACCAUCAGUGACCUUCAGAGGAGGUCAGCUCAGCAGACUGACGCUAAAGACAAGAAGAUCACAGAGUUGCUGACGGACGUGGAGCGGUUGAAGCAGGCGCUGAACGGUCUCUCCCAGCUGGCGUACACCAGCAACGCUCCCAAUAAGAGGCAGGCGCAGCAGAUGGACACACUCCACGGCCAGAUCAAGAUCCUACAGCAGCAGCUGGCUGAUGCUGAGACGCAACACAGGGAGGUGGUUUCAAUUUAUCGAACUCAUCUCCUCAGUGCAGCGCAGGGUCACAUGGAUGAGGACGUCCAGGCCGCCUUACUGCAGAUCAUCCGCAUGAGGCAGGAGUUUGUGUGUUGAACCUUCCUCCGACAAAACACCAUGCUACCGACGACUCGGAUUCAUCAUUUUCCCAGAGUCCCUUGCU